AUGUUGGAGGACAAAAAUAUCUCGAGUUACAGCCGCUCGAGCAACUGCUUUGAGAAACCUCAUGCACAGGAGGAUAUUCUCGAGCAGAAGCGUACCGAGCUGGAGGAUAUGUUUACCGUAUCUGCCGACAUGCUGAAAACCAUCACGCAAGACUUUAUCCAGUCGCUGAAAGAUGGUCUCGAGAAGAAGGACCAGACGGUGCCCAUGUUCCCGGCUUUCGUGUUUGGUUGGCCCACAGGGAAAGAGACCGGCCACUACCUUUCACUCGACCUUGGCGGUACGAAUUUGCGUGUGUGUCUGGUCGACCUCAAGGGCGACGGCAAGUUUGACAUUACGCAGUCCAAAUUCCGCCUCACAGACGAGCAGAAGCAUCAAGACGGAAAAGAUUUGUUUGACUUUUGCGCUAAGUGUGUCAAAGACUUUGUGAACAAGCACUUUGGGUCGAGCAGCUCGAUCAAGGACCCGAUUUCGCUCGGGUUCACGUUCAGUUACCCCAUGGUCCAAGAAAAGAUUGACCAUGGUAAGCUGGUACGCUGGACCAAAGGGUUUGACAAUCCCAACACGGAGGGCAAAGACUGUGCCGAAAUGCUGCGUGCGAGUUUGAAGCGCUUCGAUGUGCCUGUGCACCUUACUUCGAUCAUUAACGACACCACCGGUACACUGAUUGCCUCGAACUACGUGAGCAGUGACAGCAAAAUUGCGUGCAUUUUUGGCACGGGCUGCAAUGCCGCGUACAUGGAACAUGUCAGCAAUAUCCCCAAGCUAAAGGGCUUUGACAUUCCUGAGGAUACAGAUAUGGCGAUCAACUGCGAGUACGGUGCGUUUGGCUCCUACGGGUCUCCAGUUCUCGAACCUGUGCGUACCAAGUACGAUGAAUAUAUCGACUCCCAUUCGAAUAAGCCGAGCGAGCAAAUGUACGAAAAGAUGAUUUCCGGCAUGUAUCUUGGCGAGAUUUUCCGGCUCAUUCUCUGCGAUCUUGUGGACGACGGCGUGCUUUUCCUGGGCCAAAACACGUACAAGAUCGAAAAGCCGUUUGUCUUUGACACUGCCUUUUUGUCCUUGAUUGAGUCGGAUCCCACGGAUGAGCUGCUGACCGUUAUGGGUCUCUUUUCUUACUUUUUCAAUCUCGACACUGAGAUCAAGGAGCGCCUUUUCUUCCGCAGGGUUGCCCAGCUUAUCGGUCUUCGCUCUGCGCGCCUCAGCGCCUGUGGUAUUUCGGCCAUUGCACUCAAGAUGGGUUAUGAUAAGGAGGGCUGUCAUGUUGGCUGCGACGGCAGUCUGUACUCCAAGUACCCAGGCUUUGCCGAUCGCUUGCACGAGGCCCUCGUCGAUAUCAUCGGCGAGGGUGGCCGCAAGAUUCACUCGCGCCAGGCCGAAGAUGGAUCCGGCGCUGGGUCUGCUGUGAUCGCUGCCAUGACCAAGGCGCGGAAAGAAGCCGGGCACAUUGCACACCGUUAG
This is a messenger RNA of Malassezia vespertilionis, 1458 nucleotides long. RefSeq names its product hexokinase (gene hxk1). The record is from RefSeq and is a predicted model, not a curated record. Gene Ontology annotation, cellular component: cytosol; mitochondrion. The coding region runs from base 1 to 1458 and encodes 485 amino acids. Lineage: Eukaryota; Fungi; Basidiomycota; Malasseziomycetes; Malasseziales; Malasseziaceae. Gene Ontology annotation, molecular function: fructokinase activity; glucokinase activity; ATP binding. The transcript has a single exon. Gene Ontology annotation, biological process: glycolytic process; glucose 6-phosphate metabolic process; intracellular glucose homeostasis.